Apiotrichum porosum is the source of this 1692-nucleotide messenger RNA. RefSeq lists its product as uncharacterized. The record is from RefSeq and is a predicted model, not a curated record. The coding region runs from base 1 to 1692 and encodes 563 amino acids. The transcript has 15 exons. NCBI's taxonomy places the organism in Eukaryota, Fungi, Basidiomycota, Tremellomycetes, Trichosporonales, Trichosporonaceae.
AUGAUUGACACAGACAAGCUCAACCCUGCGUACGACCCCCAUUUCGCGCAAUUCCCCUCGCGCAGGUCGACAGUCUUCUCGGCAAAGGGGGCAGUCGCGACAAGCCAGCCGCUUGCUGCCCAGGCCGGCCUGGAGAUUCUCAACAAGGGCGGUAAUGCUGCAACUGCAGCUGCUAUGAACGUUGCCGAGCCGACGUGCACAGGUAUCGGUGGUGACAUCUUCUGUCUGUUCUGGGACGCCAAGACUAAGACUGUCCGCGGCGUGAACGGCUCGGGUCGCGCCCCAAAGGCUCUCACUCUUGACUACCUGCGGAGCCAGGGUAUCAAUGGAGACACUAUUCCCCUCACCAACCUCAACUCUGUGACCUGCCCUGGCGCUGCGGCUGGCUGGUGGAAGACGGUUGAGGAGUUUGGCAGUGGCAAGCUCACGAUGCCCGAGAUCCUCGCUCCUGCUAUCCGGAUGGCCAAGGAAGGAAUCCCAUCCCACGAGCUCAACAGUUCGGCAUGGAAGAACUCAGAGAAGCUUGUCAAGAACGCAAGUCCUGCGUGGCGAGAGAUGAUGAUGCCCGAUGGCAACCCACCGGUCGCCGGCAACAUCAUGACCCACCCCGAAUUGGCUGCAACGUUCGAAGCAGUGGCCAACCAGGGCCCAAAGGGAUUCUACACUGGCCGCAUUGCUGAAGCGAUUGUCGAGCUGGUCCGUUCGGGUGGCGGUGUCUUGACCCUUGAGGACCUUGCCGAGACGACGGCAGAGGUCAUCCAGCCCAUCAAGUAUGACUUCCGCAAGGACGCCAAGGAUGACGGUAUUACCAUGUGGGAGUGCCCACCCAACGGCCAGGGUCUGACUGCGCUUAUCGCGCUGGGUAUUGUCGAGGCAGUUGGGGAGGUGCAUGGCGUCGAUGUGCUUCAGCUGGACUUCAACGGCACGCAGUACCUGCACAUUCUUAUCGAGGCACUCCGUCUCGCGUUUGCGGACACCCAGUACUAUGUUACCGACCCCAAGUUUGAGUUUGUCCCUGUUGACCAGCUCUUGUCAAACGAGUACCUCCAGUCCCGAGCCAAGCUCAUCGACCUCUCCAAGACUGUCGGUGUCGAGCACGGCAACCCCAUUCAUUCCAGCGAUACCAUCUACCUCUCCACGUCUGACCAGGAGGGAAACGCGUGCUCGUUCAUUGCAAGCAACUAUGCGGGCUUCGGCACGGGUGCCAUCCCUACUGGUUGCGGCUUUACGCUCCAGAACCGUGGAUCAGGCUUUACUCUGCGCGAAGGCCACCCCAACAACAUUGCUGGCGGCAAGCGGCCCUACCACACCAUCAUCCCGGCCAUGGCCACGCGCGGCGACGAGUUGGGCCACGUUCAAGUACUCCUCAACACCCUUCGAGGGUUCACUCCCCAGGCCUCGCUCGACGCUCCUCGCUUCUGUAUCUCAUCGGGUCUGCCUGAUGCCGGUACAAAGGGGGCGGCCGACGCCGGUAAUGUCAACUCGGAGAUCUGGUUUGAGGAGGGUAUCGCCCCCGAGGUGAUUGACGAGUUGAAGCGUAUGGGUCACAAAUGUGAGCUCGCCACGGGUUACAACCGCAAGAUUGCCGGCCGUGGACAGGUCAUCCGCGCUGUUCGCGACCCGAGCGGACGUAACGUGUGGGCUGCUGGCAGCGACUUGCGUGGCGACGGCUGUGCUGUGGGUCAGAUAUAG